AUGCCAUCGUCGACGUCGACAGGUGCUCCGUCCCUACCUCAGGGCCAUAGCCCUGAGUGGACACAGGGCAUGAUGUACCUCGCUGCCCACGAACUCAGUGCCCCCUCGGAGCGAUAUGUGUACAUUCUCUGGAUCCUCUUUGCAUGCUUGGCUCUCCUGCUAGGUAUUGAGCACAUGCUGGGCCUUACGCAACGCUCCUUCUUAGGCGCCGUGUGGACCAAGUGGGCUACCAUGCAUUACGUGCCGAAGACGCGUGUAGGUGCCUCCGUCUGGUAUAAAUGGCAGCAGUCGAUGUACAAGACCGCCUACGUGACCUUGCAAGCAGGCAACGUCCUCCUUCUUCUUCUGAUCCUCGUGCCUGUGCUGUGCCUGACCUUCAUCGGCGCCGACUAUAUCAACCCGCGUGCGUCCAUUUUCGACGUGCACACCAACUUUCCUACGCCGGACGAAGUUCGGAAGGCGCAUUCGAUGCCACAGCGUCGCGGUGUGCAAUGGGGUCUCGGUGACUACCCACGCGUGCUGACCAGACCACCGUCGUACACGCUGCCAUACCAUACGUACUGGUCGAUGGGGUCGCGAUUCGGCGACUUUUGCAAUGCGCUUACGCCCUUGGUCGUCUUGUUCGCACUGAAGCAAGCGCCUUUUGCCUUGAUGGCGCUCCCCCUUUUUGGGCGAUACUCCAUGGACGCCUUGUCUUUCCUCCAUCGCUGGGGCGGACGUCUGCUAUGGCUCUACGCACUCAUCCACACAAUUUUGUGGCUCGUACAAGUAUCCCAGGAUGCGCACGUAAAGCCGGGGCUUUGGUCUAUGCUCCUAGGCAUUGGCCGAUUCCGUUGGGCGAUCACAGCGUUCAUCUUUUUGACGCUGCUCGUGGUUCUGUCCGUGGGCCCGAUCCGUCGGCGGUAUUAUGAGUUCUUCUAUGUGACACAUAUUGUGUGUGUGAUUGGAUUCAUGAUUGCUACGUGGCUCCAUCAUCCGCAGCUGGGCUGGUGGAUGCUUGCUGCCUUUUUGUUAUGGGGCCUCGAACGUCUUUGGCGUCUGGGCCGCGUCUGGUACAUCAAUGGCCGGCCCUCGUCACCCCAGACGCUCAAGCCACUCACGCUCUCAACGAUGCAUACGUCCCCUCUUCCUACGGAUGUACCUGCCCCAUUCGGCAAGGACGACGAAUCCAUGCGGUGGAACGAGUCGGCGGAGCAUGUGCCCAUGGCGACGCCGUCCUGGGAGACUCUGCCUACGCCAUUCCGUCCUGUUAUCUCGGCAGACUUGCGACUGCAAUUGCAGCCUGGCUAUGCGUUUAUUCAGCCGCUCGCCGGGCAGAUGAUGAGGCUGGUCCUUCGUACCACGCGGCCGAUGUCAUGGCGCGCUGGUCAAUGGGUGUACCUGAUGCUCCCGACCUUGAGCUGGAUUCAGUCACAUCCCUUCACGAUCGCCUCGUCGUAUGUGCGCAAAGGCAAAGCGUUCUUGCCCGAGGAUCAAGAUGGCCGCGCUCCACGUGAUGCGGAUCAACUGAUUGUACUUCUGAUUCGCGCUCGAAAUGGCCUCACACGUCGCUUGUGGGACAGUGUUGCGCCUUCCGGUGACAAUGCUAUGCCAUCUCUCCACGCCUCGCACGUUCAUGGAAUGCAUGUGCGUGCGAUUGUGGAUGGCCCCUUUGGCAGUGCGGCCCGUAUGGACUGGGGUGCGUAUUCUACGUGCGUAAUUGUAUGUGGUGGAUCGGGUGUGACGCUGGGGUUGGCAGUGUUGGAGCACCUGUGCCGUAAGAUUGCCAACUAUUUGCAGGGCAAAUCCGUGCAUGGUGCCUAUGGCCGUUCGUUCUUGACCCGGCGCGUGCAUUUCGUAUGGGUGAUGCGCGAGUAUGCACAUGUGCAAUGGGCUGCCAGCACGCUUCGUUUGUGUCUCGAAAUGCUUCCUCCGUCGCACUUGCGGAUAGAGCUGUACGUGACGCGCGUGCAUGAACGGCCUGUGGCCCCUGCGCCGCCCAUGCCGCCGGUAGCUCCUACAUUGGCAGUCCCCGCCUCGGGUGAGAAUCUGCGUGUAAGCACGCCAGAUGUAGGUGCACCAGCGCAACAAACAGCAGCCAUGCAAACAUUGGGGCUUAAUGAUAACGAUCUUACGCAGUUUGGGCCUGACGAAGACGGGCCCCUGACAUUGGCAGAUCGCUCCAUGAACGAAUUCAUCCGGCAAGAAGGCAAACUUCGUCGUGAACGUACCCGACGCAAGCGCUCCAUGCGCCGUCCAGCACGAGCUCGUGUAGCGCCUAUGGAAUCGUUCGCGACACAACAUGCAAAUGUGCAGGCGGACAAGGACUUGGCAUCCAUGGGUAUUGUGCCUCAAGCCAACUGCAUGGACGAGGCGAGCGGCGCUUCGACGCCUCAGGAGGCGCUCAUGCCUUUGGACACGUCACGUCCCUUACCCCUGACGCCCAUUGAGACCUCGACGGAUCAUGCCUGGCCACCGCCUCCCACCUCGACAUCAGCAACGACCAAGCACGACUAUUUCUCCCUUCCUUCUGCUAUGCCAUCGCACGAAUCCAUUCCUAUGGAGCCACUUCGCCCCACGCCCCAGCAAGCAAGCACAUCCACACUUCAUAUACCAAUGACCUCAGCGACGGCCAACCUGGACCCGCAAGAAUAUCAAGACUAUACCAUUGUAUCAGAACUCACACGGGCUGGCUACCCACCUCUAGACGAUAUCAUCCGCACGGAAAUGACAAAUGCGCAAGGGCGCACAGCAGUUGUAGGCUGCGGACCGUCCGGCCUUAUGGCCUUGCUGCGUAUGGCCGUAUCGCACCACAUCGAGCUGCGCAAAGUUUGGCACGGUGACGCUUCAGGGCAUGCCAACCUAUUUACCGAAUCGUACGAGUCAUAG
Molecule: messenger RNA, 2868 nt
Organism: Malassezia pachydermatis
Lineage: Eukaryota; Fungi; Basidiomycota; Malasseziomycetes; Malasseziales; Malasseziaceae
Product: ferric reductase transmembrane component 2 precursor
Exons: 1
Coding region: 1-2868 (955 amino acids)
Biological process (GO): intracellular iron ion homeostasis; copper ion import; iron ion transport
Cellular component (GO): plasma membrane
Molecular function (GO): ferric-chelate reductase activity
Source: RefSeq, a predicted model, not a curated record